Messenger RNA from Durotheca rogersii, 3695 nucleotides. RefSeq lists its product as uncharacterized. NCBI's taxonomy places the organism in Eukaryota, Fungi, Ascomycota, Sordariomycetes, Xylariales, Xylariaceae. Gene Ontology annotation, molecular function: protein binding. The record is from RefSeq and is a predicted model, not a curated record. Bases 256 to 3663 code for a protein of 1135 amino acids. The transcript has 2 exons. Gene Ontology annotation, cellular component: cytoplasm. Gene Ontology annotation, biological process: response to starvation; autophagy.
UCUCCGUUGAGGCAGACCUGCCGACUGGGAAUAUUGAUAGACGCCUCCCCUGUUAUAUAUAAUCAUUGCUAUUGCUUUCACCGUUACCGUUUUUGUAGUCCACGAUAUCGUCCGACUCUCCUCCGCCUUUCCGUCCUAUUCGCCCUCGGUAUCCCUCCCGCAACUCUUGGGUCCGUGAGUCGAGAGAGCUCUCCUUGUUGAGCUCCUCUGCUCGCCAGCAGGAGACUACUUCAGCCACCCUGCUAGUUCCAUCCUAUGCCCGGUUCGUCCGUUCGCGAGACUUCCCCAGCCGCAUCUUCCUCGGGGAGGAAAGGUCGUGAUAAGCGAAAGCAACAACUUACUGGAAGUGACGCGGCAGGUACCAAGAAGAAAGAGAAGAAUGUCAAAGAUACCGGUGGAGUUGUCGCGGCGGUGACUAGACAUGGGGCUAAAUUCUCCCAAGGCAUCAACACUAGAGAUGUGUCCCCGCCGCUUAACCCCCCCAUGAUCCGGUCUCCUGAGCUGAAGCCGACUGCUCCCGCGUCGAUCCCUACAAACGGCAAGGCAGCGGUAUCCCCUUCGUUAGACGCCGUGUCAACCACGUCCGCCUCUGCUAGCUCAGCCAAUGAAUGGACCCGGGCCAUAGGGCCCCUAGCUGGCUCACCUUCAAACUUGAUUAGCAUCAUGGGCGACUCCCCGCCGACUCAGCCGUCCUCGUAUGAGGAUUCGAGGGCGAUGCCGUACGCUUGGAGUACGCAGCAGCAACGACUUUUUACCAAUCACCACACAUAUUCUGCUUCCCCUCCAAAUAGUAUCAGGCGCCCGCUGAGCUUCCAGCUAGACUCACACCACCCCGCGAACGACGUCCGGUCUCAAGCAUCAUCGCCUCCAGGGGUCCGAAGAAGCUCCAUGCACUCGCCCUUUCCCGCCCCCCGUAUCGGAUCUCACCCGCCGUUACCUCACCAGCCUCAAGCUCACUUCUAUGGAGCGCCGGAUAUCGACUUCGAUUUGAACUCUCAGACCGGCCUGAAACCUGGCGAGCGGGGCUUCUAUUUCGGCUUCGAUUCUCUCCCGAAUCCAAACGGGACCCAUUUCCCGGGAGGCGACAAUAUUGUUUUGGCAGGUUACGAAGGCGGCUUAGACAUCUACAGCGUUGGGAAACAUGCGGUAGAGCCACUCGCCAGCUUGAAAGGGCUGCGCGGCGGUGUCUAUGACGCGAAGGUCUUGCCGUGGAAUGGCGCACCAGAUCCGUAUGGUAUUUUUCCCUUGGUAGCCCUCGUCGUCCACGGACCGGCCGUCCCUCCGAUCGCUCCCGAGAUAGCUGUUGACCCACAUUUCGAUGGGACGCCGAGUCCCCGCCUAGACGGCAUCCAUACGCCGCAAUCGGACGGCAACCAGAGACAGGUCAACGUUGGGAAGACAAUGCCAAUAAUUGACGCUUACCAAACCUCCGUUGAAGUCUAUUCUCUAACCACGAAUAGGCUGGUUGAUGUGCUUUUACAAGCGCCCAAGACGACCAUCAAGACCCUCGUAUCUAAUCCCAUAUUUAGAAGCCCUCCGCCGACUGGUGCUUUUCAGAUUCGCGCUGAUAACGGGAACGUUGUCGUCUCUUCCGGUGCUACGGGAGAGUGUUGGGUUUACCGGCAGACCAAAUCCGAUCGAGAGCCCGGGUUUCAGUUCUACUGCGUUGGCAAGAUAUGGACGAGUUUACAACAAGGACCGAUUGGCGACUCGACUGCCGAGGAGGAGCGAGGCCCAAGUCAAGCACCUCUUCGCAAACGUCCGCACAUGCCGAUUAUGGCGCUCAGCGGACGAUGGCUGGCCUACUGUCCGCCCGCGCCAUCCUCGCAAAUCGCACUCAAUGCGUCCAUCCCGGUGCCGCUGGAAGGCAAAGCACCCGGCUUGACGACGCUCACAUCUCCCAUCUUGCCAAACGAGAGUGCCGAGGUUGACCAACCCAUCACAGACCCCGUCAUGAAUCGAAUCAUGAGAGAAACUACCCAAGAGUUCAUUCAAGGAGCUCGCUGGGUUAGUAAGCAGGGCAUGCAGCUUUGGAACAACUAUUGGAAACCCGGCCAGCAAGCGCAGACGCGACAGCCGCAGAUGGGUUCUCCGCCUUGGAGUGGAGGGUUCUCGGGACGAUCAGAUGCCUCGCAAUUCCCUCCGACGUACGGCAUAUCCGGCCAAGCGGUGACCAAGGAGCCCGGCUUGGUAUCAAUCCUGGAUCUGCAUAGCUUAUCGAGCUCUGCAACAAUCCACCACGUCGCUACCUUCAAAGCACCACUCGGCUGCAGCUUUCUCUCAUUCUCGCCAGCCGGCCUGUCUCUCUUCACGGCGAGUAGCAAAGGAGACGUACAGACAGUGUGGGAUUUGAUGCGCAUUCAAUACACGAAAUCAUCUGCUCUGCAGAAUCCCCAGCCGAACACUGGUCACGCGACCCGUGUAAGACAAAUUGCCCAGUUUUCGCGGAUGACUGUCGCCCGAAUUGUUGACGUCUCGUGGGCGAAACCGAACGGGGAGCGAGCGGCGAUGGUGACGGAGAGGGGCACCGUGCAUCUGCUCGAUUUACCACCGAGCGCCUUUACGUGGCCCCCUCCUCGCCGUCGUGUCAGGACGCCGGACGGGGCACUAAACGGCUCGGAGAAUACUCAGUCGGCGGUUUCUCUGGCGUCAAAUGCCCUCAGCUCUGCCUACGGUGCUACCCGGCCUCUCAUCGCCCGCCACCGCCGCACUAGCUCAAAUUCGCCUGCGACAUCCACUAUCAUAGAUCACGCGAGUUAUGGGGGCAAAGUACUUGCGGCGGGAAUUACCCAUUCUUUAGGUAAUGCCGGGACCGCCAUCAACCAACUACGCCACACGGGCGAAAACCGUGUCGGCCUGCCACUCGGGAGCAUGUCGCCCAGCCCGUUCUGUGCGACGUGGGUCACAGGCAGGAAGCAUCAUACACUAUUUGUGCUAGGUGAUGGUCUCGUGAGGACUUUCCCGGGUAAAAGCAGAAAGCCAAUGCCAGGAAAAGAUAAGCCGCGACUCCAUCGCAACAAGUUCAGAGAUUUUAAGUUGAAGCGCCUGCCUGAUGACUUGAUUGCCCCGUCCAUCAAGCUGAUCGUCGACCCGAUCGAGGACCUCGACCUAACAAACCAGGACAAUGACGGCGGCAACACCCUCUUGUUCCACCCUCGGCCCCGUGCUGUAGAUUCCGAUUACAGCCCAGAGGCAUCCAUCCCGCAAGCUGAGAUUGAGUCCAGUGCUCCCUAUCAGCCAUUCCAUACCGACAGACGCGUUGGUCUAUAUGUGUAUGGCGACGAGUCCACCACAGCUCCUCUAGUGACCCUAUCUUACCUACUUGGCUCUACGACGUUAGAAGACGCGUCCAAACGCGGCACAGGCCGUCCCGAACCCCCCUCCUCGCAGCAUGAUUGGGCUUUUGGACAGGCGAUCGACAUGGUCAAGGUGGACGUGGGGCCGGGGAAUCUGAUGGAUGAAGACCUCGGCAACAGCGUCGACGACCACCGAGCCUUGCCAGUUUCGGCCAUGGAGCGAGUCUUACAGGUUGGCGAGAAUGACGAACAGAUCGUAGUUACGACCCGACGACGCAGGGGUGGGAACAGGGCGGCGGACGCUGACGAGGAUGGGUUCUUUGAGGAUGAUUGCGAAGUCCUCGAUUUUGCAGACCAGAGGGUUUGAGGUAGAUGUCGAUAUCGAGAUAGGUUGACAGA